Pseudoliparis swirei is the source of this 5059-nucleotide messenger RNA. It is a transcript of the gene ino80da, whose product is annotated as INO80 complex subunit D. Gene Ontology annotation, cellular component: nucleus. The transcript has 10 exons. Lineage: Eukaryota; Metazoa; Chordata; Actinopteri; Perciformes; Liparidae. The record is from RefSeq and is a predicted model, not a curated record. Bases 182 to 2887 code for a protein of 901 amino acids.
ACAAGCAUCACGUGAUACGGCUCCCUUCAAGCAAUGUGAAUAUGUGGCAAAGUACAACAGCCAGCGAUGUACCAACCCCAUCCCCAAGUCGGAGGACCGCAGAUACUGUAACAGCCACCUGCAGGUUCUGGGCUUUAUCCCCAAAAAGGAACGGAAGAAGAAGCAUGACGCUUUGGAGGAAAUGCGCUCACGGGCUCACCUGGAGUCAGUGGCUCUCAACAUAACUGUGCCGUCUCUGGCUCUGAAAGCUCCCAAUGGUCUCGAUGAACUUCCACCAUCUCCUCCCUGUACACGCCUGUUACCCCUCCCCGAUGAGGAACUCCUGGACCCUUUUGCCUUUUAUGAGGAUGACACAGAUGGGGAGGAGGUGGGUGCGCCUCGGAAGGGCAGCGCCAUCAAGAAGAAACUACAGAGUCGGCUGGUGCUCAACCAGAAACUCUGCCACCACGACACGGACCUCUUCCAGCCACCUUCGGAGCACUUUAGUCCCUCGCCUACCCCCCGUGUGCAUACCACCUCGCCGCUCAACGCUCAUCUCCCACGGCAGCAGUCAGGUCUUCUCCAGCCGCCCCAGCACUCCAGCGUGACUUCCUUCAUCUUCCCAGGACAGCAGCAGGGUUUAUUAUGCAAUCCACCACCACCUCAGACGGUCAACUUUCUGCCUCCAGGGAUGCCCGCCAAUGCAGCACCCAGUCCAGUGCAACCUUCUGGGCCGUCACUCAGCAGGAAAAUGCCUUUCACCGCUACGCACUUGCCUGUCAGUUGCAAGGACAGUGGCAGUAACAAUCAGCGGCACAUGGUUGUCAUGCGUCCCGCUGCCUUCUCACCUUCUGCCAGAUGCCUGGCCAGGUUGCAACAUCUGGUGCAGCUCUGUGCCAAGACACACCAGGAGCAUGGAGACCUCUUUCCUCAUCUAGGACUGGACUGGUCCGAAGACAGUGCUGCUGAUGACGAAGAUGAUGAUGAUGAAGAGGAGGCAGAAACCUUUCUUCCGUUCCAGAGCUCUUGGAGACCACAGAAUGGGUUGGAGGACGACAGCGGCUCCUCGCGAAGAACGCGGCUACUCCGGCUUUGUUCGUACCUUCAGGAGAAAUACAAGCACAUGUGCAGGCAGGAGAGGGCGAGUAUCCGCCAGAAGAGAUACCGGUAUGCCUUCCGCAAAGCCUUGCUACACGCCGCCAGUAACAACCCCGACUGUGCCGGGCAGCUGAUCCAGGAGUUACGAGGUGCCUCUCGAAGCUCCUCAAGUGUGGCUCCAGCAAGGCAGCAGAACACGGAUGCGGGGACCUGCACUGGCAGCACAAAGGGCCAGGCCUGCAGCAACCGAGCUCUGCCCUUCACGCGGCACUGCUUUCAACACAUUCUGUUGAAUCGUUCCCAGCAGCUCUUUGCUAGUUGCACAGCCAAAUUUGCAGAUGGUCAGCAGUGCUCCAUCCCGGUGUUUGAUAUCACGCACCAGACACCACUCUGUGAAGAGCAUGCCAAAAAAAUGGAUAAUUUCCUGCGAGGGGACGGUAACAGACGAGUGCAGCACCACCACCAGCAGCAGCAACAGCGAAAGCCACGUAAAAAGACCAAACCGCCGGCACUCACCAAAAAACACAAGAAGAAGAGGAGGAGAGUGCCGCGCAGGCCUCAGAAACCCAUCCCGCCGGCGUUGCCACAGGGGAACCUGGGAAUGCCGUGUACAAGCCUCGCGAUGCCCGCACAGGCCAGCAUCAGGAGCCCGUCAACUCCAGACCUGAGUGCAGAGGAGCUUCCUGACGACAUCACCAAUGAAAUGGCAGACAUUCCAAAUGACCUUGAGCUGAACCAGGAGGAUUUCUCCGACGUGUUGCCCAGACUACCUGAUGACCUGCAGGUCUUCGACUUGUUUGAAGGUAAGAAUGGAGAUUUAUUGCCCACCACGGAGGAGGCUGAGGAGCUGGUGCGUGCGCUGCAGGCUAUGGGGUCCUACCCAGACUCUUUGGUGUGCCUGACCUCCAUGGGAGACCUGGCCCCGUCUGAAGGAGUGGACCACCGAGCCAUGACUGUGUUCCCUGGUCCUGUCCAGUCGGGCAGCAUGGGGGACCUCCUCAGCAGCCGCAUCCCGACGGAGAGCUUCAGCAGCCUCGAGCUGGAGGACAACUUGCUGCAGUCCUCUGGGGGCCACUUCCCCCCCUCCCCUCCAUCUCGGCCCGCUAACCAGCCCCAGACGUCGUGCUCCAGCCUGACUUCCUCUUCUUUGACAGUCGCCCCCUCCACCCCCUCCCUGCUCACUCAGACCUCCAUGACGGAGCGAACGUUUUCCCGGACACACGCAUCCCACGUCCUGACCAAGUCGGAUGCGCCCACGUCAUCCCCCCAAGGCAGCCGCUACAGCAGCGAGCACGUGCCGUCCCCGUACAGUGACCACAUGUCUUCUCCCCAUGCCAGCUCCUUCCAGACAGACGGCCCUCUCAGCGGGGUGCCGGGACCCCCCCGCGCGUCAUGGAACAGUCUCUCCCUCACAGACCCCACACAGUUUGGCAAUCUCAUAGGAUCGGAAAGUCACCUCGUCUCCACCGCCCUGUCCACGCCCCCGGCCACCACGCACUCUGCGUCGCCGCAGCCAAUGGCUGCGCUCUCGGCGAUGCCCCAGAGCGGCUUGACAGGUUUAACGACUUCCCCUGCCCCCUCUUCCUCCCUCCCGUCCUCUUCACACGAUCUUCUGACCUCCACGCAGCCCAAGCAACAGCUCCCCCAGUUCAGCGCGGCCUUUGGCCAUCAAUUGGCCUCCCACAGCGGCCUCCCGAAAGAUGUUCAGCCGAGCCACAGCUCCACGGCGCCACCCGCUGGCUUCUCCAUAGUUAGUGCCACCGCUGCGAGUGCCAACAGCGCCACGCCGCCCUUCACGCAAAGUAAAUGAGAGCAGUCGGCGCGAUGGUCUGCGGACUCGGUCGCUUCCAACCCAGUCGGCUCCUGAGUGACCACGCCUCCUCAUCGGCUACGUCUGUGCAAUGUGGUCAUAGUGCACUAUUUGAUAAUGAAUUUGCACAACCUCAGAUUUUUUCUCAAUAUUUUCUAUUCUCAUUCUUUGAUCCUGUAGCCAGGCGGUCUCUGGGAUUUUAAGUCGGUGUGUGUGAUUCCACUUGUUUGACGCCUGGUGGUUUCGUAACGGUCAGAUGAUGUGAUGAAAUAAACGGGUGAAAAUUAGCAGGAGAACCUUAGCAGAGAUUAUCUGUCACAUUGCUCCGAAAGAAUUGAAAUCGAAGCCUCAAUCAGCGGUGGGUUUGUUUGCGUUGCCGGUUCGUCCCGUCUCUAGAUGACCGACUGGCCCCUGCCUUGCUCAGACAGCUCUCGCAUUUCCACCUGUUCGUUCACUGCUUUGUCGCCCUCUGAAAAACACGGAGCCCAGGUUGUGAUAUUUGUGACCUAUUAUGUUUCAAGCUAUUUAACUGUUAUCAUGAUAAAGAAUCUUACCGAGUCAAAUUUCACAGUAUGAAUUUACCAAAAUACUUUUAAACCGCUGUUUUUAUAUCGUGUAUACUGUUUCUGUGCUCAUUUAUUGGUUCGCUCAGAGGUCAAACUCUCCGACCUCACCGUUGGUUGUGGGACUCUGAGUGGCCGAGUCGACACUUGAAGGUAGAUAUAGUUUCUUAAAGCAAUAAACACCUUAACAUAACUCUAGCAUCGCACGGUAUUUUAUUGGUCCCGUUUCAUGUAGCUUCACUUGUGAAUCUGGGUUGGAUCAGGAAUAUAUACUUUGGCCUCUAGAACUGUUACGAACCUUAUUUUACAGCCGAACCAUUUCACUCCAGUUGAGCCGAUGGAGACCAGUGAUCAGGUCAGCCUUCUUCUCUCGAGCCAUAAGGAGUGGACAGCUCUUCCCCUGUCGAGUCAUACAGCAGUACAACCAUGGCUUCUGAUGGACAUUAUAUUAGACAUUUGACAGAUUGUCUGACAUUGUUGAGUAUUAGGUAUAUAGUAGCGAGUCUCUAUCUUGGGGUAUGUUGGUGAAUUGUUGAGUAGCAAUGGAUUUAAAUUGUUCUUUGCAAUGUAUUCAGUGGAACCUGUGUCUUGUAGAACGAGUCUCUUGUUUUUAAUGGCUAUCAAAAUGGUUGUAAGUUGCAGUCAUCAAUGUUUGUAUGCUGGUAUUUAGUUUUUAAAGAAUAUUCCGAUGGAGAGUAUUUUUGAUAGCUAUUAAACUCCAGGAAGAAGAUGUGCAUGGGGCAGCAACCUUUUCUGUGAGAGCAUUAUAAUAAUAUUAUUAGAGUAUGGUGCCUGGCUUGAUUCUCGGUGGUAGGAAUAUAUGCAUCACCAUUUAUUUUAAUUGUGUGGAGAAAAAACAGAUCAUUACAGUUUGUUGUUUUUCGACACCGCUUUCUUUGCACAGGAGUGGAUGAGGCUGGUGGUGUUUCACUUGUCCAGUGUCUGUCUUGCCUUUUUUUAUUUUCCGUGUUUUUUGCUUGGACGCUCAUUAAAUGAACAGCUGCCAUCAUAACCAGCGCUGAGCCUGCACCGGUCCCCCAGUUCCAGCUGUGAGAAGGCCCAGUUCUGUCUCUCCCUUCCGAAGAGAAAACACAGUGCCGUGUAAACCCGUAGCUCCACCAGACGGCUGGGCUGCCGUGUUCUCACUCAUGGUCCCAAACACACAGCGCCCGAAAACACACAAUGUUGGAUGGAAAAUGUUUGCAAGGCAUUACUGCUGUAUCCGCAUAGCAUGAGAUUACCAGUUGACCCCCCCCCCCCCCCCCCCCCAGACCAUGGAUAACUAAAUGAACAGGGCUCAUACUGGAGGCACAUUUAACUGCUUGAAAUCAGAGAUGGCUGACAAAUUCCUAUACUCAUUGAAUGUACUGUAUUACUGUUUUUAAAGAUAGGAUGAGCUAAUCUAGUCACCUUUUGUUAUUGGUCCUUGUUUAAUUUGUCUAAGGUAUUUUUUUGUAUACAAAGGUUUACAUUUUUAUGUAUAUUUUUCUUGUGUACAAAUUAUGUAAUGUGUAAAAACACUGUAAUAUCUGUAUAUAGUGUGAGAAAUAUGAUCUUUUGUUUUUGGAUGUAUAAAUAAAACUUGCUGUGAGGGAUUUGCUGACUGUUA